Molecule: messenger RNA, 1429 nt
Organism: Thamnophis sirtalis
Lineage: Eukaryota; Metazoa; Chordata; Lepidosauria; Squamata; Natricidae
Molecular function (GO): protein binding
Source: RefSeq, a predicted model, not a curated record
ACAAGCAAUGCCAACAGCGCAAGAGAGCAAAGCUGACAAGACCUCUGGAAGACAUCAAGGAUGUGGGGACUUCUGGCCACUCUGCUGUUUUUCCCCCUUGGAUGCCUCGUGGAUGGUGCAUGUCCCAGGACCGUUUUUAACCACUUCAAUGAGACACCGUGCCUGAAUUUGAGUAUCCAGAACCCUUAUCCCAAAGUUAAUUUCACUAUGUGGAAACUAGUGAAAGAGUUGGAUCUAUCCAACAACAACAUCCCAGAGUUAUCAGAAUUGGAGUCUCCAAAAAAGCUGGAAUCGUUGUUUCUUCACAAUAACAAACUAAAGAAACUUCCUUCUGACUUCUUUGACAAAACUCCCAAGCUGAAGGUCCUGCAUUUGGAGAAGAACCAACUUGGCUCUCUAUCCAUUGAAGUGUCCUAUCACUGCCUGCAAAAGCUCCGCGUGGACUGUCACUGCAUGGUGGCCUCUGGCAUUUUGGAUUAUUGCCACCACUGCUCAAACCAAAGCACCCAAUGCCAGUGCUUCACUUCUGGAAGACUGGAUAAUGUAACGGAUUACCACAAGAAUUCCUGCUUUGCUGGCACUGCUAGCACUCGGUAUGGUCUCUAUGUUGGCAUCAUCGUACCAAUUUUGAUUCUGCUCCUGUUGGCCAUCCUGGCUUUCUUAGUAAUCCGGAGGAAGAAAGGGGCCACCAUCAACCAAGAAAAACGACCUUCCAGCGCAUCUGAAGGCACUUCUGGACAAUCGAGGUACAUCAGCCGCUUACCUCAGCCCCGGGAGACAUGCCAGGACGCGGAGUUCCAAAAAAACUAUGAGAACGUCCUGAAUGAACAAUCCAAGGGCAAAGCGGGCAAAAUGAAAAGCGGGCAUGGCAACCACCAGAACCGGAAGCAGGCCAAAGCCAAAAGGUCUCCAUCGGAAGGUGAGAACGGAGGUUCUUCUGAAGGCCAUCAGCCCGUCUAUGCCAAUACUCAGGAAUUAUAUUACAACUAUGGUGGGCAGCCUGUCCCGGAAGCAGUAGAUGAUGUCUACAUUAUUCCAGACCAGUGAUACCUUGGCUCCAUCAACAUUGCUGUGACCAAGGAUGACCCAAAACAUCUCCUGGGCCUUUCCUGUUGCAAUGCCCGUUCUUCAGAACACCAUAUCCCAACUCAUUUGGCUCCAACUUGCUGGCAUUUUGUAAAUCACCGAAGAGCUAGGUAUGACCUACAGAUUGGGUGAAGACCAUCACUGUGGCUUUCUUUAGCAUGGUUAUGGUGAUGUGGUGGAAUGGAUUGUCUUCAGGCACCAUUAUGUUAUCUUCUCCUUGUUGUUUACCUUGAUAUUCAUUAGAUUUGUUUUGUUGAUUUGGAUUACCGUAUUUCUAAGAGUAUAAGACGCUCUGACGUAUACGACACACCUAGCUUUUGGGGAGGAAAACAAUGGGAGAAAA